Messenger RNA from Hyposmocoma kahamanoa, 2878 nucleotides. RefSeq names its product WD repeat-containing protein 78-like. Gene Ontology annotation, cellular component: axonemal dynein complex. The record is from RefSeq and is a predicted model, not a curated record. The transcript has a single exon. Bases 1 to 2262 code for a protein of 753 amino acids. Gene Ontology annotation, molecular function: dynein heavy chain binding; dynein light chain binding. Gene Ontology annotation, biological process: cilium movement. Lineage: Eukaryota; Metazoa; Arthropoda; Insecta; Lepidoptera; Cosmopterigidae.
AUGGCUGAAAAGGACACACAGUCCCAAGUAACUGCAGAUUUACCCAAAACGGAACAAGGCGACACGUUAAUAUCGUUUUCGAGAAAUACUGGCAGUGUACAAUCCCACAGCAUACAGUCCCACAGCGUUAUAUCCGCAGCAUCAGGGACCGGAGAUGGCCCUGUCAGUAAACAGCGUCUAAAUGCGUUUAACUUCAUGAGCAAGCGCCUCGCGCAUCGCGUAAUUGUCGACUACGUUGACGUCACUCCUGAUAACCUUAUAAAUCCGGAGUACGUCACCAUGGAAGACUAUUUUAGCCACGCCGCAUUCGACACUAAACGCCCUAUAAAAAGUGAGCUCGCACUAAAAUCGAGGUCUACAGUCUCCACAGUUGGCAUGAAAGUAUACGCCACCACUAUCAACCUUGACGACAUAAUUAUCGAUCACACACACAAUACGGAGGAGGACCACCCACAAGUCGAAAUAGAUGUAGAGGAAGCUCCGUCCGCCUAUUACUUACCGAAAAUGUUUGACGCAACGUCGUACCCACCAGAGUUGUUCAUUGCUCUCAAAGAGACCGAAACGGUGUACUUGUACGAUUUGCCUACUUAUUGCUAUGAAAAAGGAACUGCCGAAGGAUCAGCUACGGAGGAAGAUAAUGAAUAUUACCUAUACAUAACUGUCGGCAAAGGGCGAAACAGAAAGAUGGUAAAUGAGGAAACGCAAACAAAAUCGGUGAUGUCGUCGACGAGGCAUACACUGGCAACACGCCCCAAAAAAAGAAAUCAAAUAUGUUUCGCGUCCAUGUGGGAUAUGUUCGACACGUACGCACAGCUGAAGGAGGUAAAAGAGGAGGAAGAAGAUGACGAGAUGGUGCUCUAUCAGGCUUUCCCCCCUCAAACUCUGCGCAAGAAGAGAGUACUCGCUAUGAAGAGAACCCACAAAGCAAGUAAAUCGUUUGAAGAAUUAGGAACCUACCCACAGUUUUUUGAUGCUGCCUUAUUAAUACAACGCGUGCUCGCCGCCAAAGACUAUUCAAAUGCACAGAAAGUGUUCCGCGGUCUAGUCAAAAUGGACCCAUUGGCGUCCGACUUAGUGUACAUUUACACGAUGAAGCCCUUGUGGACACUGGAAUGUAGAGAAACACAGAAUCGACCUAUAAUGAGUGUAGCUUUUAAUCCUAAAAAUCCAGAUAUUUUGGCCGUUGCUCACGGAAAAUUUAAUUACGCUGACAAUACGGACGGUUUGGUUUGCAUAUGGUGCACCAAAAAUCCCUGUGUACCAGAGCGCCUUUACCGAUUUGGAACCCCGCUCACAUCACUGGCAUUUUCCACUAAUAACGCCAAUUGGUUAGCUUGUGGAAAUGCGAACGGCGACGUGUUUAUUUUGGAUGUCACUUCCCACGUGACAAAAGUUAUAGCGAAAAGCAAGCGCGACACGAACGCGAGCUUUGAACCCAUUUGGGUGACCAGUUGGCGUCACACAGAUAGUUUCCACGAGUUCGUUAUGACUGCCGGGCAAGACGGUAGAAUCAACAAGUUCACGAGCACGAAAACGCACGAUUUUAUUUGUACACCGAUGAUGAGAAUAUCAACAGUGGAGGGUAAGAUGAAGGGGUUGGAGACGCCGAAGCAAUGCGUAAAAGUGGACGUGCCAAUCACUCGCAAUCCGGCCGCUCUCUGUUUGAAAUGGCACCCUUUCGUAAGUCAUUGGUACCUGGUAGGCACGGACGAGGGUUGCGUGCACAAAUGCUCUACUCACUACUUGAACCAACACAUGGACGUAUUUAAAGCACACGCGGGUCCGGUCUAUAGUAUGGAAUACUCCUCAUUCAUGCCAUCGCUGCUCGUGACGUGCGGUGCGGACAACGCGAUUCGCAUUUGGAUCGAAGACUUGGACGAAGUGAUCAUGACCCUGAACUGUAACUCCGCGGUGUACGACAUUGCCUGGUGUCCAAUAAACGCGACUAUUCUAUUAUCUGUAAACGGAUUCUAUUUAUCAGUAUGGGACUUGCGCAGAAAAACGCACGCGCCCUGCACCGAGUACUUGUUCCCAACAAAUGUCACACUCACGUACGUAGAGUUUUCACAAUCUGGUGAAAAUAUUUUUGUUGGUGACACGUUAGGGAGGAUACACACUUUCCACUUGGAGGAUACGCCCAUACCGCCUUACUAUCAAUACCAAAUGCUGGAUGAUGCUAUCAAAAGAGCUCUUUGCACCCGACCACAGCUACUAAAGCAACUUGAAAAGCUUGAAAAGUUCAGGGCCAAGUACACUAAGUAAUUUUUAUUUUCAUAUUUACUUUUGAGCAAUUUUUCAUCACUGGAAAUUAAUAUACUUGAUGUUAGUUUUAGAUUUAUUUAUUAAUAUUUAAUCACAUGAACUUUAUAAAUUAAACUACAUUUCAACUACAUUUAAUCACAAUAUAAAUACUAUUAGAAACUGGUACAAAGCGUUUUUACAUUUUUAACCAUAAAUAAUUCGAAUUUAAGGCAAGGUAUUAAGCGUCGUAUAAGUAAGUAGAAGUAUACUACUUAUCUGCCCUCCUUAUCAUAACUAACGUAAUGAACACUUCGCGCGAAAUGGGAUCAGCGAAACAAGAUCUACAACACCUCUAAUUGGUUUUUUAUAUCUUAAUAGGUUUCAGUUUUAUUGUUAAUCAAAAUCAGCGUAAUUGAUAUUUCUUUUAGGACAAUAAAACUUUAGGUGACAAUAUCUCAAAAAGGUUAAAUUAAAACUAUUAAACGAGUAGGCAGCUGUACUUCAGAUACUGUUCAUUUGCAUAAUAUAUUUAAAGUUCGCAGUUCCAUAAAAUGGUAGUAUGUACACACGCCAGCACAUCAAGCUACACAUUGACGUAUCUUGUUCCGUUGCAAUGGAGGCGAUUUUCGAACAAGAA